Molecule: messenger RNA, 3078 nt
Organism: Orycteropus afer afer
Lineage: Eukaryota; Metazoa; Chordata; Mammalia; Tubulidentata; Orycteropodidae
Gene: DDX20
Product: DEAD-box helicase 20
Biological process (GO): spliceosomal snRNP assembly
Cellular component (GO): SMN complex
Molecular function (GO): RNA binding; RNA helicase activity; ATP binding
Source: RefSeq, a predicted model, not a curated record
CGGCGCGUGUACCAUGGCGGCGACGGUUGAUGUCCCCGCGGCCUUAGCGACCGUGGAGACAGCUAUACCGGGAGAGCCUAUGACCACCUCUGUCCCGGCUCCGGAGCCGGUCCCCGGGCCGGCGCGCAGCCUGCGGACGGCUCACGACAUUGGCGGCUCGCGGACCCGCACGGGGGACGUGUUACUGGCCAAGCCGGCGGAUUUCGAGUCGCUACUGUUGUCGCGGCCGGUGCUGGAGGGCCUGCGGGCGGCCGGCUUCGAGCGGCCCUCACCGGUGCAGCUCAAGGCCAUCCCGCUGGGGCGCUGCGGCCUUGAUUUAAUUGUUCAAGCUAAGUCUGGCACUGGGAAAACCUGUGUAUUCUCCACCAUUGCUUUGGACUCUCUUGUUCUUGAAAACUUAAGUACACAGAUUCUGAUUUUGGCGCCCACAAGAGAAAUUGCUGUUCAGAUCCAUUCUGUUAUUACAGCCAUUGGAAUCAAAAUGGAAGGCUUAGAGUGUCAUGUCUUUAUUGGAGGGACUCCAUUAUCGCAAGACAAAACCAGACUUAAAAAGUGUCACAUUGCUGUUGGAUCUCCUGGCAGAAUUAAACAGCUGCUAGAACUUGACUACCUGAACCCAGCCAGUAUACGUCUUUUUAUUCUUGAUGAAGCAGACAAGCUUUUAGAAGAAGGCAGCUUCCAGGAGCAAAUAAAUUGGAUUUAUUCUUCUUUGCCUGCCAGUAAGCAGAUGUUGGCAGUAUCAGCUACUUACCCUGAGUGUUUGGCUAAUGCUUUGACAAAAUACAUGAGAGAUCCCACUUUUGUAAGACUAAAUGCCAAUGAUCCAAGUCUCAUAGGUUUGAAGCAGUAUUACAGAGUUGUUACUUCAUACCCUUUGGCCCAUAAGAUUUUUGAGGAAAAAGUUCAACAUUUACAGGAACUGUUCAGCAGAAUUCCAUUUAAUCAAGCCUUAGUCUUUUCUAAUUUGCACAGUAGAGCACAACAUUUGGCUGAUAUCCUUUCUUCGAAAGGCUUUCCUGCUGAGUGCAUUUCAGGCAACAUGAAUCAGAAUCAGCGUCUUGAUGCUAUGGCUAAACUGAAACAGUUCCAUUGCAGAGUCCUCAUUUCCACAGAUCUGACUUCCCGUGGGAUUGAUGCUGAGAAGGUGAAUCUGGUUGUAAAUCUGGAUGUACCAUCGGACUGGGAGACAUAUAUGCAUCGGAUUGGCAGAGCUGGUCGUUUUGGUACAUUAGGACUAACGGUGACUUACUGUUGUCGGGGAGAAGAAGAAAAUACGAUGAUGAAAAUUGCUCAGAAAUGUAACCUCAACCUUCUUCCUUUACCAGAUCCCAUUCCUCCUGGUCUGAUGGAAGAAUGUUUGGAUUGGGAUGUGGAAGUUAAAGCUGCUGUGCAUACAUAUGGCUUAGCAAGUGUGCCUACCCAGACCCUAAAAAAGCAAAUUGAAAAAAUAGAGAGAACCUUUCAAACUCCUAAAGCUCAUGGUAACCAGAUGGCUUCAUCUAGAGUUACUUCUGUAUGUGUACCACCAAGCAAAUCAAAAAGUAAUACCAAACAAAAGCUUCCUGGGAAAAGCCAUUCAGACUGUGGAAUUACAGAAAAAGCAAUGUCGCCGAAAGAACUGGGCUGUGCCAUUCCACCGGAAGAGCACAUGAAGGAUUCUGAUCAGACUCAUGUUGAAAACUGUACCAGUGGUCAGCAUCAGGUCAAAGAAACUUUACCUGUGUCACUCCCCAAAAUUCCAUGUCUGUCUUCCUUUAAAAUCCACCGGCCAUGCACUUUGACUUUUGCAGAAUUAGUAGAGGAUUAUGAACAUUAUAUUAAAGAGGGGUUAGAGAAACCUGUGGAAAUCAUCAGGCAUUACACAGGUCCUGGGGAUCAGGCCGUGAAUCAUCAGAAUGGUUUUGUGAGAGAGAGAGUUACUGAAGAGAGAGUGCAGAUAUUGGCAAGUAGUAGCCAAUCUGGAGACUCUGAGAGUGACAGUGAUUCUUACAGCUCAAGGACUUCUUCCCAGAGCAAAGGAAAUAAGUCAUAUGUGGAAGGCUCUUCUGAUACUCAGCUGAAAGACUCAGAGUCUUCUCCUCUGCAUGGCCAUAUCUCUUUGGAGCAACCUCUGAAUGGAAAUGAUACCCCCAUUCUGGAGGAGUAUCAGGAAUCACCUGAAAUCCAGAUAAGGGCAAGGCAUAAAGAGGGGGCUAACCACAGAGCUAAGCAUAGCCGGAGAAACCUUCCCAGGAGGUCUUCCUAUCGAUCACAGACAGAGCCCCAGGAAGAUGGUUGGUAUGACUGUCACAGGGAGACACGUCCGAGUUUUUCUGAUACCUACCAGGAUUAUGAGGAGUACUGGAGAGCUUACUAUAGGGCAUGGCAGGAAUACUAUGCUGCUGCUUCUCAGUCAUAUUGGAAUGCUCAGAGACAUCCAAAUUGGAUGGCAGCCUAUCACAUGAAUACCGUUUAUCUACAAGAAAUGAUGCGUGGUAACCAGUGAUUAUAGAAUAUACCUGAGCCCGUGGGGAAAUAGCCACUAGCAAUACCUUUGGAUAUCCAUCCUUCUUGACCUGUAGCAGAGUGACAAUUACUGACAUUUUUAAGAACAUGGAAAGACCUGAGGUUUUCCACUGGGACACAUCUAUUUUUCAGAUUAUUUAGAUUUAGGCCAGGUUUAUUAUCCUCUUUAUUUAAGAAACUUCACGGAUCACUUUCUUGAAAGAAUUUUUGGGACAUAGAGCUAAGGUCCCGGAGUGCUGUUUUCUAUAAGCCAUUUCAAAAAGAAACAUUUAAGAAGACAUAUAUAUAUACCACUACUUACUUAAAAAAACAAAAAUAAACACACUUGAGAUUUGGAAAGUAAUACUAGUUUAUGCUGUGGGAUUCUGUACAAAAAGCCUUGGGUACAUUUCCAUAAAGGUGUAUUCCUGUAGCAAAGGAUUUUGUAGUAUGUGAGAUCAGAAGAUCUCAUUUUCUUUUAGGUUUAGGCAGAAAGGAGUAUUUAAACAUUGCCUCAUACUUUCCAAAAACACUUGAUUUGGUGCUAUUUGCCUACAGUAAAAAUAAUUUGUUUCCAGUAAAAACACAAAUUUA